CCACCAGAACAAAUCGGCAGCGUAGCGAAUAACAAUAGAUACCGAUUGAUCGAAUCGUCGCUGGCCUUGUGCUUCCCGUCUGUUGCCAUUCGUUGAAGCGGUGCAUUGUGUUGUGUUGCAGGCCAUCGAAGCCCAAAAGACAAACAUCCCCCUGUUCCGUCCUUUCCGAUUCGAUCCCGCUCGAUCCCAGCCCAGCCAAGCCCAGCCAAGCCAAGCGCCGCCAUGAGCCCUCCCGGAGAUGGGUCCAACGAGAAGGCAGCCGCAAGCGAGAAGGCAACCGCAACCGCAAACGAAGCCACCACGUCGGGGAGCCUCCGGGACACGGGAGUCUUCGUCGGCGGGCCCGGGAGCCUCCUCCCGGCCGCCCUCGAGUCCUCCCUCUCGUGGGCCCUGGCGGUGGGAUGCCUGGGCGUCGCCCUCUGGCACUCGCUGGCGGACCGGAAGGGGACGCCUAUGCAUCUGCAUCUGCAUAUGCAUAUGCAUCUGCAUCUGCACGCGCACACGCACCGCGGCCUCUUUUCGUGGUUCCGGUCCCGGAUCCGCUCGCUCCGGCGCAGCAGCGGCGCGAGGGGCAUCGUUCGCGGCGGCGGAAGCAGCGGCGCGAGCGGAAGAAGCCAGAGCCCCCCCCCGCUCCUGCCCGCACACGGAGACGACGGAAGCGAACCGGAAGAAGACCAAAGCCGAGACCAAGACCAAGACCAAGACGAAAACGAAAACGAAGACGAAGACGAACUCCAACCAAAAGAACCCCUUCCGCGACAGCCAAAGGAGGAAGAACCACCCACGGCGGGGGACCGCGGCUGCCCCUUUUCCCGGUCGCAUCCGCAUCCGCAACCCGCAGAACAACCAAAACCAAAACCACAACCACAAAACCGAAAACACCAACCACAAACACAAGCACAAGCACAACCACCGGAGCCGCGCCUGAUUCCUCUCACCACCCACAGCCGGAGGGAAUGGUCGACCGUUUCGGAAUCCUACGAAGGCUUUCGAGACCGCUACCUCCAGCUGGUUCGGAUCCUACGGCAGCAGCAGCAGCAGCAGCAGCAACAGCAACAGCAACAGCAACAGCAGCAGCAACAGCAACAGCAACAGCAACAGCAACAGCAACAGCAACAGCAACAGCAGCAGCACCGGCAGGGAAGCAGCACCCAUGGAAGGGAGGCUCCCCCGGAGGAACGGGAAACCGGAGCGGACUCCUCCCACCUCGUCGGCCUGGUCCGGAACCACGACGCCGCCAAGCGGCUGGCCUCCCUGCUGCUGGCCGACGACCCCAUCGACCGCCUCCCGUGCCAAGGCAACGGCCAAGGCAACGGCCAAGGCAACGGCCAAAGCCAUGGCCAAGGCAACGGCCAAGGCAACGGCCAAAGCCACCACCGCUUGGUUUCCAAAAACGCGCAAAAGAAGGAGUGGUGUUUCCGCCUCUGCGCCGAGGACGCGGGGGCAGGGGACCUCCUGCGGACCCUAAAGGGGGCCUGGGAAAGGCUUCUGGAGCUCCCCCCGGAAGACCACGAGGCAGGAGACGGCGGCCAGGACAACGGCAGCGGCGAGAGCAACAAACCUCCGACGCUCUCCGUUGUCGUUCCUGCCUUUCGCGAGGACGGAGCGUUGCUGGCCUCCAAGCUCGGGGCCUCUCUGCGGAAGACCACCCUUUGGUCCUCCACCGGCAACGGCAAUGGCAAUGGCAAUGGCAAUGGCAAUGGCAAUGGCAAUGGCAAUGGCAAUGGCAACAACAGCAGCAUCAAUGGCAAUGCCAACGGCAAUGCCAGUAACCAUGCGCACCCGCGGAACGGAACGGUCCGAAGCAUCGAGGUGGUCGUCGUCCGUGUUGCGGAAGAAGGGGCGGACCACUCUUCCGACACGAAAGCCCACGAGGCCUUCGAAACCGCCCUGCGGGAGGGGCUCGCCGGCCACUGCCACAGCAACAAUAACAACAGCGGCAGCAGGGAACGCCGUGUCGUGCUCCGGGUCCUCCGGUACACCGGCGGCGGGGGCCGGGGGCCCUGCCUCAACUACGGAGCCCGCCACGCCUCCGGAACCGUUCUGGUCUUUCUGCACGCCGACACGAGGCUCGCCACGGAGGGAUGGGACGCCGCGGUGGCAAGGACCCUGCUGCCGGCGAGGCGAUCCGAGAGACCCGGGCAGGACCAACAACAGCAGCAGAAGCAGCAGCAGCAGCAACAACAACAACAACAACCGCCACGGGAAACCGCAAGGGCGAUUUGCUGCGCCUUUUCCUUUGCCAUCGACACCUCGCCGGAGGCCCUGCGCGUGGCAACGCCCGGCGGUGGCAUCAAAACCGAGCGGGACAGCGGCAGCGGAAACGGUUCUUUGCGUUUGCAAUCGCAAUCGCACUCGCACUCGCAAUCGCAUUCGUACUACUACCCACCGGGACUCAGGGCCAUCGAGGUGACCGCCAACCUCCGCACACGGUGGUUCUCUCUCCCCUACGGAGACCAGUGCCUCUGCCUCACGGCCCGUGUCUUUGAGCACGUGGGAGGAUUCCCGGACCAGUGCCUGAUGGAGGACUACGAGCUGGUCCGGUACCUGCGGACGCGGUGCACCGAGAGCCACCGCCGGUCGUUUGCGGCGACGCAAAAAGGAGGGGGGGGACCCUUCGAAGCCACCGAACGCAUCGCCGUGCUCUCCGGGCAUUCCGCCGUCUGCAGCCCGCGGCGGUGGCAGAAGCACGGCGUCCUCUUUGUCACCUACACCAACUCGCGCUGCGUGGGCCGGUACAACGACGGAUCGGUCUCGCCCGGGGAGCUCUUUUGCGAGUACUACGGGACGGAACGCCCCCCGGCCCGUUCCGGUGGGGAGGAGAGCCCCUGGGAAAAGGGGAUACCCCCGCCCACCGGCUUCGCCUAGCCGAAACGGAGGGAGGAGGAACCGGGGGGUGUUGCCCGGUUUCCCGUCCGUUCGACCGUGCUGCCUGCGCACGCUCGGAACGCCGGGAUCGGGAGCGGGGGCAUCGCCGUCGCGUGCUCGGUCGGAUCUGCCACGCACACU
Molecule: messenger RNA, 3009 nt
Organism: Pseudo-nitzschia multistriata
Lineage: Eukaryota; Bacillariophyta; Bacillariophyceae; Bacillariales; Bacillariaceae
Source: the annotation of a GenBank genome assembly